UCCGCGCGGCCGGCCAUGCUGCUGAGGCCGCUGCGGGGCUGGGCCGCCCGGGCGCUGCGCAGCGUUGGGCCGGGGAGCCCCGGGAUCCCCGCCUCGGGCCCGGGGCCGCGGGGGACGCAGCGCCUGGCCUGGCCUCCAGAUAAAGAUAGAGAACAGGAAAAAGAGAAAAAAUCAGUGAUCUGUGUUGAGGGGAAUAUUGCCAGUGGGAAGACUACAUGCCUGGAGUUCUUCUCCAACAAUACAGACGUCGAGGUAUUAAAGGAGCCUGUGCUCAAGUGGAGAAAUGUCCGUGGCCAUAAUCCUCUGGGACUGAUGUACAGCGACGCCAGCCGGUGGGGCCUCACGCUGCAGACGUAUGUGCAGCUCACCAUGCUGGAGCAGCACACUCGUCCUCAGAUGUCACCCGUACGGUUGAUGGAGAGGUCGAUUCAUAGCGCAAGAUACAUUUUUGUAGAAAACCUGUAUAGAAGUGGGAAGAUGCCUGAAGUAGACUACGUGGUCCUGUCGGAAUGGUUUGACUGGAUCGUGCGGAACAUCGACGUGUCCGUUGAUCUGAUAGUGUAUCUCCGGACCUCUCCUGAGACUUGCUACCAGAGGCUGAAGAGGAGAUGCAGGGACGAGGAGAAGGCCAUCCCACUGGAAUACCUGGGCGCUAUUCACCACCUCCACGAGGAGUGGCUCAUCAAAGGAAGCCUGUUCCCUAUGGCAGCCCCCGUUCUGGUGAUUGAGGCCGACCACCACAUGGAGAAAAUGCUGGAACUCUUUGAACAAAACCGGGACCGAAUAUUAACUCCAGAGUAUCGGAAGCAUGGCCCAUAGGACGGGAAAGGUCUGUAGGAUCAUGCCAGAAAAGUGCCUGCAGCUGCCAAGUUAGCUAUUAGCAGCAAUUUGGAAAAAUCCACUCUUAGCAGGGCUUCUUCUCUGGCCAGAUUUAUUUUCAUAAUUGUCUUUUCUCCCUUGCCAGCAUCUUCAUCAUGGGUCUCUGGCCCUCAGGGAUAAACGACAAAUGGGACCAACGGGUUUGUCGUGCCCUUUGGUGUUUGCAGCCUCAUGAUCCCCCUGGUGCCUCUCCUGGUGGCUUCUCACUGCCGGGUCCCUCUAGUGAAGCCGUUAAGAAAGAGCUCCUGACGGGUCGUUGCGUGCCUGACGUCACACUGGGCUCCGUAUAUGUGUCGCCUCACCCUUCAGGGCACUCACGAGGGCGAGGUGGCAGUCUUACAUCCCAGGGGAGGAAUCUGAAGCUCAGCGAGGCUAAGGGACUCCCUGGCUCACAUAGCCAGUGUGCAGUUUAGCUGGCAUCAUUCAGAAUUUUGGCCAACUGCAGAACUUUCUCUUGCCCCGUGCUGCCUGGCCCUGAGUGCUGUCCCCCGAAGUCCUGCCUUGUCCUGCUAGAGGCCCUCCCACCCCUGUGGGGAGAGCCGGCAGUGUGCAGAGCCGGUAUCAUAUUCUCGUUAUUGAGCAGUUCUCAAGGACAAUCAGCAUUUCUAGAUUUCAACAAAAUUGUGCUGUUUGGCUGGAGCCCAGUAUUCAGUGGUUUCCCAGCAUGAGGCCGCUACAGCAUCUACCACUUUGUCAUCUGGACUUUGACAGCCUUAGGAGACGCACACAUUGGCUCCUGAAUGGUGCUCAGUCUCCUUGGGGAUGGAGGUCCUGCUGCCAGUCCUGUGUCAGGGGAGUAGCGGUUGGCGCCUGGCUGGCCUGCCCAGCACCAAGCUGGGGCCAGGGGCAGCCAGCCCUGGCCUGUGAGGCUCCCCAAUUCCCUCAUGUCCUUGUGUGAGGAGCAUUGCUCUCGGAAUCACUGAAACUUUGUGGCCCAGAGGGAGAGACACAAAUGGCCUUAAGUCUUUGUGAAAUGUUUUCCCAUCUAAGGGGACAUCUUGUGCCAUAGAGCAUGAAACCAUCUUUAUUGGUCCAGAAAAUAUCUUCGCUUUGCUCAGCUGUAAUAAUACUUGGAAGGCACAGCUGUUUCCUGAAUCAAGUAGGAAGCAAGAGAAAGGAAGAACAUCCCCUUUGGGGAUGGUCUGGACAGGAAAGUCGGGGUUUGCAAACAAAGGCUCUUGAAGCUUUGCAGUCUUGAUGCUUUGGAGGUGGGCAGGGAGAGCUUCAAGAAGACUAGCUGCGAACCCAGGGAGGGAUUAGUGGUGCACGCUAGAGAGACGGGCUGAGGCCUGUCACAGAAGUGAAGUGGUUGGCUGUAAAUGAAGGUACGAAGGCCACGCCCCAGGCUCUGUUAGUGUGGGCGCCCGUGCAUGCAACUCUCUGACUCUGUGAUUUUUCUCUGGCUCUAUGGUACCCAAUAAACCCUUCACCUAAG
Messenger RNA from Microcebus murinus (gray mouse lemur), 2314 nucleotides. RefSeq names its product thymidine kinase 2 (gene TK2). The record is from RefSeq and is a predicted model, not a curated record. Gene Ontology annotation, biological process: nucleobase-containing compound metabolic process. Gene Ontology annotation, cellular component: mitochondrion; cytoplasm. Lineage: Eukaryota; Metazoa; Chordata; Mammalia; Primates; Cheirogaleidae. Gene Ontology annotation, molecular function: ATP binding; deoxynucleoside kinase activity.